GAUGCUGCAGCACGGCUGCUGGCUGAGACAGCUCGGGGCAGGACCCGGCGCUCGGGCCUCCGCUCGGCUCCUUUCUGGCGCCGAGAUGCCUAAAAAAGUUGGUGCGACGAACAAGGGUAAAAGCCAGAGCAAAGAACCGGAGAGACCACUUCCUGCCUUAGGUCCUGUGACAGUUGAUCCUAAAGGCUGUGUCGUCAUAGCCAUCCAUGCCAAACCUGGCUCCAAACAAAAUGCUGUAACAGAUUUGACAACUGAAGCCGUAAAUGUAGCUAUUGCUGCACCUCCAUUAGAGGGAGAGGCUAAUGCUGAGCUCUGUCGCUACCUUUCCAAGGUCUUAGAACUCAAAAAGAGUGAUGUAGUUUUGGAUAAGGGUGGUAAAUCUCGUGAAAAGGUUGUGAAGCUCUUGGCCUCUGCAACUCCAGAAGAGGUCUUGGAGAAGUUAAAAAAGGAAGCUGAAAAAAAAUAAAAACAAAACAUGAAAAAUACAUCUUUGGUAGGGCUGGCCCGUGGCUCACUUGGGAGACGGUGGUGCUGAUAACACCAAGUCAAGGGUUAAGAUCCCCUUGCCGGUCAUCUUUAAAAAAAAAGAAAAAUACAUAUUUGGGAAACUUUUUCAUUGCUAAUGAUAAAGAUGCUAUUAAAUAGAAAAAUAUAUUUAAAUGCACAGAAGAACAUGGGAGAAAAAUAUAUGUAUAUUCACAUAAGAAUAAGACUAAAAAAAGUAGAAAUUUUAAAAGUACAAUGAGAAAAACAGGUUCUAAAAUCCCUGACCACAAACAGCUUGGAACAUGUUAUUCUGAUUUCAUGACAUUACAAAAUAACAGAGCUGGAAAGGAUACUCAAGAUGACCUGAUUUAACUCUUUUCAUUCUGUGAUGGGGGUUCUGAUAUCCAGAAGCUUAGAGACUUGAAUUCAAGAUCACAUUAUGCAAGAUGCCAACUAGAACCCAGGUCCUUUGACUCCUGGUUGAAUGCAGUUUAUCAUGAUUGCAUAUUAAAGUAAAAAUGUCUCCACAAUUUCUGGAAUUCUGGGAAUUGCCUUCCAAUCCAGCUUACAAGUUACAGAGAAAAACCUAUCACACUGCUUUGUAGUCUUACCUUAUAUUUUAGGAUGCUUAUCUAAAUGCAAAAAAUCUUUUUACAUCUUUUAAAAACUAUAUUGCCAAUUUUGUGAAAAAGUAAAUGAAUGAUCAAGACUUGUUUUUUAAUAUUAAUUUUUUUUUUUUUUUGAGAAGUCACUGAAUUUU
Messenger RNA from Cynocephalus volans (Philippine flying lemur), 1246 nucleotides. RefSeq names its product chromosome 3 C15orf40 homolog (gene C3H15orf40). Gene Ontology annotation, cellular component: cytoplasm. NCBI's taxonomy places the organism in Eukaryota, Metazoa, Chordata, Mammalia, Dermoptera, Cynocephalidae. The transcript has 4 exons. The coding region runs from base 2 to 466 and encodes 154 amino acids. The record is from RefSeq and is a predicted model, not a curated record.